CGCAGGCGCGCAGGGCGCCCCGGCUCAGGAGCAUAAACAAGAGCGGGGACGGGAUGAGCCGGCGGUUGGUCCCCGAGGAGCGAGCUUCGGCGAUUGAGGCGGCGAGCGGGGCCCGGCGCUGACCCUGAGCGCACCCGCCCUACCCUCCCGCGCACGCGUCCCCUGCUGGGGCCAUCCGCUCUUUUACCCACCGCGCGCCACCAUGAACCUGGCUAGUCAGAGCGGCGAGGCCGGCGCCGGCCAGCUGCUCUUCGCCAACUUCAACCAAGACAACACAAAUGGCGUAAAUGAAGAGGAUUGGCUCAGGAUGUUUGAGGAGCAGCCCAGCUGCACUCUCUGCCGUGGUGGAGGACGCAGGCCUUGUCUCGAGAGGGCGCAGCAGGGCCUUCAGAUGCUGACACCACGCCUGGAUGAAGGCAGGGUUUGGAAGUGGAAUGGGGGGUCCCUAGCUGUUGGUAGUAAGUCCGGUUAUAAAUUUUUCUCCCUUUCUUCUGUGGAUAAGCUGGAACAGAUCUAUGAAUGCACUGAUACUGAAGAUGUGUGCAUCGUGGAAAGAUUGUUCUCAAGCAGCUUAGUGGCCAUUGUGAGCCUCAAAGCUCCUAGGAAGCUAAAAGUCUGCCACUUUAAGAAAGGCACGGAGAUCUGCAACUACAGCUACUCCAAUACCAUCCUGGCCGUGAGGCUCAACCGGCAGAGGCUGAUAGUGUGCUUGGAGGAGUCUCUCUACAUACACAAUAUUCGGGACAUGAAAGUGCUGCAUACGAUCCGGGAGACACCCCCAAACCCUGCAGGCUUGUGUGCACUAUCCAUAAACAACGACAACUGUUACCUGGCAUAUCCAGGCAGUGCAACCAUUGGAGAGGUGCAGGUCUUCGACACCAUUAACCUGAGAGCUGCCAACAUGAUCCCGGCUCAUGACAGUCCUUUAGCAGCACUGGCCUUCGAUGCCACUGGAACCAAGCUUGCCACUGCAUCUGAGAAGGGGACUGUGAUUAGAGUAUUUUCCAUUCCAGAGGGACAAAAACUCUUUGAGUUCCGGAGAGGAGUUAAGAGGUGUGUGAGCAUCUGCUCCUUGGCCUUCAGCAUGGACAGCAUGUUCCUCUCGGCCUCCAGCAACACUGAGACUGUGCACAUCUUCAAGCUCGAAACUGUGAAAGAAAAGCCUCAGGAGGAGCCCACCACCUGGACCGGGUACUUCGGGAAAGUGCUCAUGGCCUCCACCAGCUACCUGCCAUCCCAAGUGACAGAAAUGUUCACCCAGGGCCGAGCCUUUGCCACAGUCCGCCUGCCCUUCUGUGGCCACAAAAAUAUCUGUUCGCUGGCAACAAUUCAAAAGAUUCCCCGAUUACUGGUGGGAGCUUCCGACGGGUACUUAUACAUGUACAACCUGGACCCCCAGGAAGGGGGCGAGUGCACCCUCAUGAAGCAGCACAAGUUGGAUGGAAGCAUGGAGACGACCAACGAGAUCUUAGACUCUGCCUCGCGGGACUGUCCCUUAGUGACCCAGGCCUACGGCAUAGCUGCUGCCAGAGGGGCUCAUGUGCCUUCGUCUCCGACGAGGCUCGCCCACGCAGAUGAGCUGGGGGCAGCAGGUGGCGCUUGUCUGGAAGAUGAGGCCAGCGCCCUGCGGCUGGAGGAGGACAGCGAGCAUCCUCCCAUGAUUCUGCGAACAGAUUGAACUUGACCUGUGAACUCUGGCCCCUGGAGCAGAGAACGCUGGCUUGACAGAGGACUUCGUGUUAUGCUGCUAUGAACUCUGACCUGAGUUGAGGGAGAAGGUGGCAGAGACUCUGAAAGAAAAAAAAAGAUAGUAGCUGCAGUCUCAUUCCAUACUGUUGAGAAAUACAUUGUUUCCACUUCAGUAGCUUUUAAUCCUGCUUAUGAAUUUUAGCUUUCUGUUUAUUUUCUUUUUGCCAAAAUUAACUGUUCGGUGAAACCCUUGGACAUCCUUGCUUUGCAUGCAUCAAUGUGCCAAGCCAGCCUAGGAGAGCUAGAAGCCACUUCACAGCAGACUGCAGUUGUUGGGUUUUUUAAAUCUGUACAUAGUGAGGAGCGCGCACAAGGAGAAGGCGGCGUCAGGCAGAGCGGUUCUGGCCAGUGCAGCUCUGCUCCGGCGGGUCCAAGAGCCCCUCCCAGGGCUGGCCCGGGCUGGGGCAGGCAUCAGCCUGGGGGAAGGGCCCCCUCUGCCCAGAGCCCUUCCUGGGCCCUGUUCCCCAUUUUAUUUUGUUAAUUAAAUUCUUUCCAAAUUGGA
Messenger RNA from Manis pentadactyla (Chinese pangolin), 2251 nucleotides. It is a transcript of the gene WIPI2, whose product is annotated as WD repeat domain, phosphoinositide interacting 2. Gene Ontology annotation, cellular component: cytosol; extrinsic component of membrane; phagophore assembly site membrane. NCBI's taxonomy places the organism in Eukaryota, Metazoa, Chordata, Mammalia, Pholidota, Manidae. The record is from RefSeq and is a predicted model, not a curated record. Gene Ontology annotation, biological process: protein localization to phagophore assembly site; autophagy of mitochondrion; protein lipidation. The coding region runs from base 203 to 1678 and encodes 491 amino acids. The transcript is spliced from 13 exons. Gene Ontology annotation, molecular function: phosphatidylinositol-3,5-bisphosphate binding; phosphatidylinositol-3-phosphate binding; protein binding.